This is a messenger RNA of Poecilia reticulata (guppy), 1798 nucleotides long. NCBI's taxonomy places the organism in Eukaryota, Metazoa, Chordata, Actinopteri, Cyprinodontiformes, Poeciliidae. The record is from RefSeq and is a predicted model, not a curated record.
UUUAGCUGUUAACUGAAAAAUCACAUUUUUAUAACUAAAACAACCGCAGUCCUAAUUUAAAUAAAAAAGCCUGUAAGGCCGCGGAGGGAGACACAGCAGCGGGGCGGUGACGCGGCGGUGACGUCACCGGUGCCUGGCGGCCGCCGCUCCCGCUCCGGCGCUGACGCGCAGGUAGAUUAUCCCGGCGGCGGCGGAGCAGGACGGCGGGCCUCCAUGACUGAACAGCAGCGUCAGCUGAUCAGAGGCGCCGUCUCGCUGACUGGACUUUACCUGGUUUACGGAUAUGGAGCGUCGCUGCUCUGCAACCUGAUCGGCUUCGUCUAUCCAGCUUAUUAUUCAAUCAAAGCCAUCGAAAGUCCCUGCAAAGAAGACGACACAAAAUGGCUGACCUACUGGGUGGUGUACGGCGUCUUCAGCCUGGGCGAGUUCUUCUCCGACAUUUUCCUUUACUGGUUCCCGUUUUACUACGCGUUUAAGUGUUUGUUCCUGUUGUGGUGCAUGGCUCCGAUGUCGUGGAACGGCUCCCAGAUCAUUUACAACAAAGUGGUUCGGCCCGUCUUCCUGCGCCAUGAGGCCACGGUGGACAACAUGGUGAGCGACCUGAGCGGGAAGGCCAUGAGCGCCGCCGAGAACCUCACCAGAGAAGUUCUGUCCACUCUGGUGAAGAACAAAACCCUGGUGACACCAAUGCCGCCAGUCGCCCCGCCUGAACCGAAGAGUUUACCGAGUUCGACCGGAGAAACGUCAAACGUUAAAGUUGUUCCAAGUGAGCCGAGCGAAGAAGAACGAAGGCCUUUUCUUGGGUGACCAGAUUGUUGUUCAGAUAGCAGCAGAGGAAGAGGAAGAUGCUCCGCGAGGAAGAGGAGCGGAGAUGUUUUUGUCCUGAAUGAUCCAAACAGAAAGUGCUCCUUAUGCCACAGAGACUCGGUUGUAAGGCCAUAUUUUUGUAGAACGGUGUUGUAUUUAAUCUGAAUUCAUGAUUUGGAGAUUAUUUAUUGUCUUUAGAAAACCAGACAGAUGCUGGAAGCUGCUGUCUGAUAUACGAGCUAAAUGUCAAAACAAGUUCAGGAAAAAUAAAAAAAAUAAAAUCCAAGACUGGAGGUUCCACUUUAUCAACAGUUCAGAUUAGAGAACUGAAUCUCUAAAAAUGAACCAGUUCACUUUGAACUUCUGUUUGUUAUUUGCUUCUGGUCCGCUAUGUGAACAUUUUAAACAGAACACCGGUCCAUAAAGCSCCAGACCUCCACUUCUCUGCAACAGCGCCAUCUACUGGUGGGUAGAAGAAGAUCAACCCGGUCACAUCUGCACUGGUGGAGGAUAGAAAACAUAACUCCUGCCAACACGACACAGAAAUACAGAAAUAUUUCUGGAUACGUUUAUUGUUCAGGUGCAGCAGUAAAAGAUGGCGGACGGGGAAACAUUGAACAUUUACGAACACGGGAAUAAUUCAGUUUGAUCAGAUCAGUCUCUGCAAAUGAAUACAUGAUGAAAUGUGAACAUUUUGCUCAACUGGAGACCUUAAUAAUCCACUUUCAUGACCAAAUGUCAGAGUUGAGGCUUUUUUUUCCUUUUUCUCAAUUUGGAGGAAAAAAAGUUCAGUUUCACUGAGUGAAAUAAAAUAUUAAUUUGUUAUUGAUGCUUUAAAUAAAUGAGGACGAACAGAUACACAUGAGAAAAGCUUAGGGUACCUGAAUAUUAUUUAUUUUCAUUAUUAUUUUUUGCUUUAAUAUUUAUGUUUUUGUUGGGACACCCACAAAAACAUCCCAAGAGGUUAUCCUUGAAAUAAAUUAAAUAAAAA